AUGGUGGGCUUCGGGGCCAACCGGAGGGGCGGCCGUCUGCCUUCCCUUCUCUUCGUGGCGCUGCUGGUGGUGAUCGCCAUCCUCGCCUUCAACUGCUGGAACGCCUCGUCCCGCCAGGCCCUGCUGCAGGAGGAGGUGGCGGAGCUGCAGAGCCAGGCCAAGCGCACCGAGGUGGCCCGGGGGCGCCUGGAGAAGAGGAACUCGGACCUGAUGGGCAAGGUGGACUCCCACAAGAAGCAGCUGGAGCAGAAGGAGGCCGACUACAGCCACCUGAGCAGCCAGCUGCAGGCCAGGGACGGCCAGGUGAAGAAGUGCGAGGACAGCAAGAUUAAGCUGCAGAACAACGUAUCGUAUCAAAUGGCAGACAUACAUCGUUUAAAGGAGCAACUAGCAGAAUUACGUCAGGAGUUCAUUCGCCAGGAAGAUCAGCUUCACGAGUACAAGAAGAACAAUACUUACCUUACAAGGAGAUUGGAAUAUGAUAGUCUGCAGUGUGCGCAGCAGAUCAAGGAAAUGAGACUGCAACAUGAAGAAAACAUAAAGAAAUUAAUGGACCAAGUUGUACGGGAACAGAAGGCCACGCAAAAAAUUCAGUCCAGUAAAGACACUGAAGUUAGCCCCAAUGAUGACGACCAGGCAAUAUCUAAGACUGUUCCAGAGGCAGAAGAUAAAAACCCAGUAAAGAACGAGCAGCCUUCAGAUCAUGUUGUAAACGGCAAAGAGAAAAUCAAACCAGGAGGAGAUGCCGGCAUGCCUGAAAUAGAAGAUAAUGACCCUGCUAAAGCUGAAGAUACUCCCACUGCUUUAAAGAAGCCGCUUAUUUCAGCUCCUAAAAGCGAAGGUCAUCAACCUGUUAUAAAUCUUCCAACUGAACAGCCCCAUGCUCCAAAUCUGGCACCAGGUUUGCACAGUGACAAUGAUGGAAAUGCUGAUAGUGUGAAGCAGAUACCUCCAAAUUCUCUCCAGCAAUUAAAUUUUGAAGAAAAUACGGAAAAUCAGGAAGAACACAAAAUUGAGACAGACCAUAUGAAAAUUCCAAAGAGCAGAGUUAGUGACUUGCAGAAGAUGAAGCAAAGCCGGUUCUUUGAUGAGAAUGAAUCCCCUGUUGAUCCGCAGCAGGGUUCUAAACUCGCAGAUUAUAAUGGGGAUGAUGGUAACGUGGGUGAGUAUGAGGCAGACAAACAGGCUGAGCUGGCUUACAAUGAGGAAGAGGAUGGUGAUGGUGGAGAAGAAGACGUCCAAGAUGAUGAAGAGAGAGAUCUACAAAACGACCUCGUCGAUUAUGGCAAGCCCCGCUUCAGCGACGGCGUUCUCUAA
Messenger RNA from Nipponia nippon (crested ibis), 1317 nucleotides. It is a transcript of the gene GOLM2, whose product is annotated as golgi membrane protein 2. The record is from RefSeq and is a predicted model, not a curated record. Lineage: Eukaryota; Metazoa; Chordata; Aves; Pelecaniformes; Threskiornithidae.